Molecule: messenger RNA, 636 nt
Organism: Rhagoletis zephyria (snowberry fruit fly)
Lineage: Eukaryota; Metazoa; Arthropoda; Insecta; Diptera; Tephritidae
Source: RefSeq, a predicted model, not a curated record
AUGGAGUGGGUCAUAUGUUUCUCGCAGGCUCACCAAGCUACCAGUUGCUCGAUUAAGCAACCAGCCGCAGAUCUCCACUUUGAAACCUCAACAGUUGCUAAAGCCAUUUGCCUUUACGAUAGCAAAUCCAUUCGAGUAUUGCCAAUGGUGCUUUCCAACUUUAGUCAUUACUCUCCAUUCCACAUUGGACUGAACAUGAUGGUGCUUUACUCUUUCUCUGACCUCGGAGUUCAUCUUUUCGGAAAGGAAAACUUUAUGGCACUUUACUUAAGUUCAGGUGUUGUAUCGGCAUUCGCAAGCUACGCUUACAAAGUGGCGACACAUUCUCUGGCCCCAUCACUUGGAGCAUCUGGUGCAAUACUUGGAAUACUCGCCUCAGCUUGCAUUGAGCGUCCCGACAUAAAACUGAUGAUCAUUUUUCUACCAUUCUUUACAUUUUCAUCUGCCACUGCCCUCAAAGGACUAAUUCUCUUGGACUCAUUAGGUCUAGUCCUUAGAUGGGGAUUUUUCGAUCAUGCAGCUCAUCUUGGCGGAACGCUUUUUGGAGUAUUUUACUCGUUUGAACUCAAGGAGUACAUGAGCAAACAUCGAGCUACAGUAAUCAACCACUGGAAUGAUUUAAAGCAAAAAUUUUAA